CCUUCUGCCCUGGCCAGGGCAGGACCCAGACACCCGUGGUGCUCAGACACUCAUGGCCAAGGACUCAAGAGCUUCCAGGUGCCCCAACCACCCACCCCACAAAACGCUUCCCCACCCCAUCCUUCUGCCGAUUACCCUGGGCUUUGAGGCUAAUGCCCAACACCUGACCAGCUUAUUCUCUUGAGUCUAUUAUCAGCUUAAGGACCAAAGACAUCUGCUCCCCACUGUCUUUCCUGAGCUGACAGAGUCUUCAAGCCCACAGUGAGGGUGAAGGCUCAGUUGAGGGUGUCUCCUCUCAGAUGGAUUUCUGAAGGACUCUGCUGCUGAGAAGAGCAGCCCCUCGUCCCCAAGGACAAGAUGGCUCAGGACAUGACAGAGAAGGAACUGCUGAAGAUGGAGCUGGAUCAGCUGAAGAAGGAGGUGAAGAACGAGAGGCAAAUGAUCUCUAAGACCGGCAAAGAGCUCAAGGAGUACAUCGAGUCCAUGGCGGGUGAGGAUCCACUGCUGAAAGGGGUCCCUGAGGACAAGAACCCCUUUAAGGAGAAGGGUGGCUGUACAAUAAGCUGACCCCAGCACAGGGAUGUUCCCACGCACAAGGCAAGACUGUCAGAAACCUGCUUUCCCUGUAGUUUGCCCUGGGCACUGGAGAGUCCAGCACCAAGGCAUAGUGCAUUGCAAAGAUGGCAAAAGAAGAAGAAAAAAAGCACCCCAAAAAAAGAAGAAAAAAUGAAAUAGAAAAAGGAUCCCCUCCCCCCCUGCCCCCACGAGUGGAGCGGAGGUUCAGCAGACAGUGCAGCCUCUGCUCUUGUGCUUUCACAGCUGAUCGGCAUUUGGCUUCCUGCAAGCAAAACUUCUUCAUUUUCAGCAGCCAGCAGCAAACUGGGCUUUACUGAAACCACAGUGCUUCCCCCAACAGCCUGGCCCUGGAGCAAAGCCUCUGCUUGCUGAAGAGCCUCCCAGCCUGACCGUGCCCAAGGCAGCUCCUAAGCAACUCAGUUUUCCCACCUGGCCCAGGAGAAUGAUGCCCAUCCCACUGGCUGGAGCUUUAUUCUCUCCAUUCCUAUGCACCUGCUGCUGCCCACCAGUCCCACAGCCUGCAACUCGCACUCACCAUGUGCUGAGAGCCAGGGGAUAGCCACCGCAGGCUGGGUGGGCUGCACCCAACACGGGGCUGGACACAAGAAGGAGCAAAGUUUGUCCAGUCUCGUUUCUCUCCUUGCAAACCCUCUGGCAGCUGCAGGAAAGCCAGGCCAGGGUUGCUCAGUCCUACCACUGACCACAGUGGCUUCAAGCGCUGCCUCUGCUUCUCCAGCAGCUCCCACCACGGUGUGAUCAGGCUCCAUAUGGGCAAAAGGGCUGCAAAGUCCUUUCUCACCAGUGGCAAGGGGAAACCUGGAGCAGGCAGUUUGGGGAUAGCAGCUCCUUGGAGCAAGACAGGACUCGCCAAACCCUAAGCUAGCAAUGCCAGGCCUUGAUCCUCGUGCUCCCAAAGGCAGCUCUGUUUUAUAGGACAAUUUUAUUCCCCUUCAUGGUAGAAAAAUAACCAAAAAAGCACGUUAGCUGGGGCACAGCCACCGCUGAGUUCAGUAGGGUGAUACUUGGGGGAUGAUUUGUGGGGUUUGUUUGGGGCUUUUGUGCUUUUUUUUGUUCCUGUAUAGGUUUGAAUCCAUUACAGCUACAUACCAUCUUCGUGAAAACUCUCCAAAACCUCCCCAGACAAUCAACCCCAAAGAGAAGCACCCGCCUGUCUUAUUUCUCAGAGUCCCUCAGGUCCCAUCCUCAUCCCAUUGUGCUUCACACUCGCCCACCUCUGAGACCGCAGCAGCCCUUGGGCCCACAGAGAAUCUCCCCCCAUCCACAAGAGCCUCUGUUGAGAGGUUACACACAUCCCACGGCUGAUUUAGACACGGUGAAGAUGACAGCCGCAACCUCAGGGCAGAACCAACCUCUUCACCCAGAGCUUGCUCUCAGGAAGAGAUGAUGGUGCAGCAGGUACCCGAGGAGGCUGCGGGUCCUCUCGCCGCGCUGGCAGCUGCUGCUGGGAGCACUCACAGUGGCGCCUGGGACUCGUUUGAAUGCUGUGCUUGCAGGGAAACGGCUUUUGAUCCCACUGGAGCUAUGUUUUCCUGCCUGAACAGACCAUCUGGGCUCAGUGUUGCAGCCGAGGGGGCACUUGGACCCGUGGAUGCCCCAGGAGGGGGGUCUCUGGGCAGCAAACAGGCACAAGGAUGAGGCUUUUCCUCAGGUGGGGGGUCCCCACCUUUCUCCUGCGGCCACUACCUCCCUAGCCAAAAGAAGACGAAAAUAAAGGUGGUUUUGCUCUUUAUUCGCAGAUGUUAAUUAAACGCAACAGUUC
This is a messenger RNA of Colius striatus (speckled mousebird), 2356 nucleotides long. RefSeq names its product G protein subunit gamma transducin 2 (gene GNGT2). Lineage: Eukaryota; Metazoa; Chordata; Aves; Coliiformes; Coliidae. Gene Ontology annotation, molecular function: G-protein beta-subunit binding. The record is from RefSeq and is a predicted model, not a curated record. The transcript is spliced from 3 exons. Gene Ontology annotation, cellular component: heterotrimeric G-protein complex. The coding region runs from base 358 to 567 and encodes 69 amino acids. Gene Ontology annotation, biological process: G protein-coupled receptor signaling pathway.